AGAAAGGGACACAUCCGGGUCCCGGUUUAUUGGAACUGCUAGGGCCACGUGGGUGUUUCCUAUAAGCCAAGCCCGCCAGCUGUGUCUUGGGCCGCUGCCGUUAUCAAAUGGCAGGAGAGGGGAAGCUACCUGAUGCCAGGCUUACAUUAUUGGAGGAUGAGUCCCAGAACAUCUCAGGAGGCAGCAGUGGAGAUUCAGCUCUUAAAAAGUCCAAAGCCACAAAGGUUGUGAAAUCUCGCUACAUGCAGUAUGAUAAGAGUAAGGUUGGGAAGAAAAAUGUGGCUAAUAUAACUACCUGCUCUGCCGAGAAACCUCCCGAAAGAGGUGGCAGUGGGACACCAACACGUAGAUCAAUUGCACCACAAAGGAUGAAGGUUUUGGCUGGAUUGCCUUCUAACACUUUGGAUGGAAGUCUAUUUGUCAAAAAUAACUUGCAGUCUACUUUAUUGGAAGGCCACAGAAUUGCACGCCCAGAUUUAGACAUCUCUGUUAUCAAUGAUAAAACAAUGCAGAGGCUGACUCCAAAAUUAGCGCUGUCUGCAGAGCAGAAGAAAAACAAGAGAGAAGCCACAGCUCUAUACCUGGUACCUGAAGAAACAAUAGAAAUGAUUGAAUCUCAAACCUUGUUGUCUACGUAUUUGACCAUGAAAAUGCAAAAGAAUCUCAGCCGCUUAGAGGAGAAGGCAGAGAACAACCUUUUACAGGUGACUGAGGAGAAAAACAACCUAGAGGAAAAGGUGCAUGUGUUAAAACGGGAACUGUCAGUGCUCCAGCAAGAAGAGCAAGUUAAUGACUUACUGGAAAAGCAAGCAAAGGCAUUGACUCCCUCCACUAUCGCGGAGGAGAAAUUUAAGGACAAUUACACAGUCUUUGCUACAGCUCUGGAUUGCACCAGACAUCAGCUUCCAAUAAAGGAUGUUCAUAUUGUUGGAAAUCAUCAACAAUACUUGGAGGACCUGCGGAAGCAACUGGCUAUAACAGAGCCACUCCUACAAGAGGCAAUGUCCCGCUCUGCUGUCCAAAACGCAGAAUCAUUGGACACUAUUAAGGAGCUUGAGGAGCUUGUUUUAAAGACUGAUGCAGAACUAUCCCUGAGUUUUCGGCAGAUCCUGGAUUUAUCUUUCAAAGUCAACAAAGAAAUAACUUUACAGAACCAAAAGAGGGAAGAAGAGAAUUGCUCACUUGAUUUAUUUAGCCAGUUGUAUUUUGAUUGAACCCUCCUUAACCUUAUUUAUCCGGCAUAACCUGCACACUCUGUAAAUAUACAAGUUCUCGAGCUGGAUUACAUUGUUUAUGCAUUUUCACUUUCUUAGUUCAUGAGCGUGAUGGACCAUUUCCAUUUAUAUGUUAAAUAUUUUAUAUUGGCUUUUUCCAAAAAAAGCUAAAAAAUAAAAUUCACUUGAACUAGUAAA
This is a messenger RNA of Bombina bombina (fire-bellied toad), 1412 nucleotides long. It is a transcript of the gene HAUS8, whose product is annotated as HAUS augmin like complex subunit 8. The record is from RefSeq and is a predicted model, not a curated record. The coding region runs from base 108 to 1214 and encodes 368 amino acids. The transcript is spliced from 2 exons. NCBI's taxonomy places the organism in Eukaryota, Metazoa, Chordata, Amphibia, Anura, Bombinatoridae.